Molecule: messenger RNA, 816 nt
Organism: Dromiciops gliroides (monito del monte)
Lineage: Eukaryota; Metazoa; Chordata; Mammalia; Microbiotheria; Microbiotheriidae
Exons: 9
Coding region: 1-816 (271 amino acids)
Source: RefSeq, a predicted model, not a curated record
AUGUGUGGCCAGCCCCAGACUAGCUACACCUGUUGGAGACCAGAAGAGAUAAAGGGUUCCUUUUCCCAGGGAGCUCCCAAUCUGGCUUGUCUGCCCACCACCCAGGACUCCGGACAGCAGGGACUGGAAACCACUGAGAGUCAGCUCAGGGAGAUCAGGAAGGAGAACCUAAGGCUGCAGCUCCUUGUGUCGUCUUUGGAAGAGAAGCUGGAGGAGAAGGAGCAGGCACUGAGGGAGCUCCUGACCCCCAGGGCCUCUGAGCAGGGGGAGACCGAGAUGAUGCCCUCCUCCCUGCUUAAGAAACUGCCUCUUAACUCCCGGUGGGCCUCCUGCCACUCAGCCCCAGAAGAGCAGAAGAAGGGACCCCGGGCUGAGGGUGUUCCCCAGGGUCACUGCACUCACUGUAACGCCUUCCUGGAACAACUGGACAGAGUGCUUCAAGGUUGGGCAGCCUCUUCAAAACCAGCAGAGGAGAAGUCACAGGCAGAGGGGCAGCUUCAGAAGGUCUUGGAGGGCCCCAACAAGCAUGCCCCAAGGGGCCGAGCUCCCCGGAAUGACCUGAGGGACGUGGAGCGGGUGAAGCAGCAGCAUCGGCUGGUGACUGCGCAGUUACAGGAUCUGUUUGGGGAGAGGCGGGAGAGGACGGCCAGAACUGGGCAGCCCCCCAGGGAGUGGCCGGAGGGAAGCUCUGGAGAUCAGGGGGCCAAGAAGCCUCCAGUGGAGCAGGGGUGUCUCCUGGAGGCAGAAGGCCGUGAACCUGGUGCCCAGGGCAAUUUGUGUGAGGAUGGAGGGGGCUGCUUCCCAGUCAGGGAAUAG